This is a messenger RNA of Saccoglossus kowalevskii, 2045 nucleotides long. RefSeq lists its product as uncharacterized. The record is from RefSeq and is a predicted model, not a curated record. Lineage: Eukaryota; Metazoa; Hemichordata; Enteropneusta; Harrimaniidae.
AGCUUAAACUGUCUUACAACGGAACGAAAUCGGUAAAUUUUGUCAAAGGGAUUAGAAUUCUGAUAUUGCUAUCAUGAAUGCCAUCAUUGCCUUGGUGGUCGCUGCUGUCCUGAUUUGUACACGUGUUCAUGCUGAUGAUCUGCUUGAGGCAAAUGAAGCUGGAGACGAAGCGUGUGAUGUCACAGGUAAUGUCUGUUUUAAGUUCUUCCAUGCAUCUCGGGAGGAGUGGAGUGUAGCUAGAGAUAUAUGUGCCGAGGACGGAGGACAACUACUCGUCAUCGAUUCAUUAAUCCUUCACAAAAAGAUCAGACAAUACAUCAACCUACAUCCGGGUAUUCAGAGUCCAAAGGGCAAAGGUUACUGGACGGGUGCAAAUGAUAUAGAGGAAGAAGGUAAAUUUCAACUAAAUGAAUGUACUCCGUUCACAUACGACGAUGGAUGGCAUUCCGAAAAACGCGGAAAUCGAAUAGUAAAACAACCUAGCAACACAGUUAAACAGGACACUGAUGGACAAGACUGUGUUCAGAUAUGGAAGCGUCCGACAAAAAAUCCAGCGUGGAGAUUUGACGAUGACUAUUGUUGGAAACCGAAAUCGUUUAUUUGCGAAUAUGUUGCUCUAACCUGCGAAAGUGGAUUUUAUGAACACGAUGGAGAAUGCAAACCAUCAACAUCGUACUUUGUUACUUUCGUGUUCACGUCAGUAAAUGGAGUCACGGCCACCUACAGUGAUGUUUAUGUCGAUCCAGCAUCGAAUGAAUAUCUCACACUCUCGGAGUUGGUUAGUGAUUGGAUCAACUCAGUCCUUGGUAUAGAAAGCGCAGAUUACUAUGGUAUUGAAAUCCUUGGUUUUUAUCCUGGUAGCAUAGGCGUCGAUGCUGUUGUGCAUUUUGACCAGACUACUACUACAACAACAACCGAUGUGCGAGAAUCUCUGAAUACUGCGUCUGACACUGCACCGUUAGAAAUACUUCAAGCGACUAUUAAUGUGGCUGAUGACCGCGUUUCGUGGCGAGCGGACGGCCAUUGUGGUCCACUUUACCGAGGAACGAACGGGGUCAACCCAGCUGAAUGUGAUCCUUAUAAUACCACACCUUGCUGCUCUCCUUCGAAGGAAUGCGGUGAUUCACCAGCUCACUGUGAUUGUGAUGAAUGUAUAGACUACAGGGAUGUGUAUGGAGUCAAAAAGAUAACAGCAGCUACACCAAUCGCUACAACCGCUUUACCCACACCAAUCCAAUCUGAUGGACCCGUGAUCAGCACCUUUAAAGCACUACCUGGCACCACUCAAUGUGCAUCACAUUACAAAGUUUUCAAUUAUGCUAGUUUGGACUUGGCAUUAAACGCGCUUAUCGCUAACGAAGUGUAUGUUAAUUUCUGGGUAGAUGGCACUAUUGCUGGCAGUACAAUCACCUUCAGUGAUGGCACGUCGAUGGCUGUUGACCAUUCACUGUUUCAUGCUAAUGAGCCCAACGGAAGUGGUGGCUGCCUUCAUUUGUGGUUCCAUAACAGUGAAUGGAAAUUAGAUGAUACGCCAUGUACCUAUGCUCAGAUGUUCCUAUGUUCGGUCCCAAUAACAGAAUUAGUUGGGAUUGUAAUAAGUACGGAGAAAGAGCUUCCUGGAAGUACCCAGUGUUCAUCACCAUACAAAGUAUUCGAUCACUCCAGUUUGGACUUGGCAGUGAAUGCGCUUUUCGCGAAUGAAGAUUAUGUCAAUUUCUGGGUUGAUGGUACUAUAGCUGGCAGUACAAUUACCUUCAGUGAUGGCACAUCGAUGGCUGUUGAUCAUUCACUGUUUCAUGCUAAUGAGCCAAAUGGAAGCGGUGGCUGCCUCCAUUUGUGGUACCAUAACAAGAAAUGGAAAUUGGAUGACACACCAUGUACCUAUGCUCAGAUGUAUUUAUGUGUGGAUUAAAUGGAUAUGGUUUAAUCGAAAUCAACGGAUAAAAAAUAACUUUUUUGCGGACAUAUUCUGCAAACAUAUCAAUCAUGUGACUACGUUGUAAUAAUGAAUUGUAUUUUAGCAGAACAUUAAAAUUAUCCCAAGU